Molecule: messenger RNA, 574 nt
Organism: Erythranthe guttata (spotted monkey flower)
Lineage: Eukaryota; Viridiplantae; Streptophyta; Magnoliopsida; Lamiales; Phrymaceae
Product: 2,3-bisphosphoglycerate-independent phosphoglycerate mutase
Source: RefSeq, a predicted model, not a curated record
GAUAAACCAAAUAAUUUGCGGCUGAAAUUUCAGAAAGAUAUUACACCAAAUGGAUAUUCGUCUUCGAAUCGAGAGCCUCUAUUCUCAUCAAUCAUGGAAUUCCAAUUCAAAUUCAAAUCAAAGAAUCCUCAAACCAAGCUGCGCCAAAAAGCCACCUCCCCAGCAAAACGGCGACACCAAUAACAACAAUAAAGGAGAUAAAUCGUCGAGAGAUUGGGACAAAGCAUGGUCAAGCUUCAGAAAGCAAGGAAAGAAGACACUGUUCUCGGAUUUCUCGCCGAACAAGUACGUAAGCUGGAAUCCGAAGCCGUCGGACUUCCCACUGUCGGAAGAGGUUGAUCCGAUAAGAAGAACAGAGAGGUCAAAUCUUAUGUUAUGGACCAGCCCCAGGUUUACUCUGAUUGGAGCUAUUGUUAUUGUUAGUUUUCUUCUCGUGUACACGAUUCUGGCACCGAUUAAAUAAACGGUCAGUCGAUUCUUACCGAACAGGAAAAUAUUGCUGUAAAUUUGUUCUUUUUAUCGAAUUUAUGUAAUGAAGAACACGCAUAUAGAUAUCAUACAUAAGGUUUGCGAC